Molecule: messenger RNA, 575 nt
Organism: Rhineura floridana
Lineage: Eukaryota; Metazoa; Chordata; Lepidosauria; Squamata; Rhineuridae
Gene: ADIRF
Product: adipogenesis regulatory factor
Exons: 3
Coding region: 197-451 (84 amino acids)
Source: RefSeq, a predicted model, not a curated record
GUUAGGAGUUAGUCACAAAACAGAGCCCUGCAGGCUUUUUUUGGUCCCAGUUGGGAGGAGUUUUUCCAGUCUAUAAAAGCCCACACUUUGGGGGAGCAGGGAAAGAGGAUUGAACUCAUUUAGGAAAGUGUCUGUCCCUCAACUGAUUGGGGAUCUACCAGGUGGGAAGCAGAAGAUCAUCCACACAAAAACAACCAUGUUUAAAGUGAAUCUUGCAGAGGAAGCAAAAAAACUGACAGGGACCACUGCACAGGACACAGUUAAUGCAGCAGGUCAGGCUGUGCAGCAAGUAUUGGACCAAGUGGCUGAAGCAGGUCAGAAAGUGGUAGAUGAUGUCUGCAAAACUGCACAAGAUGCUGGUGAAAAGGCUACACAAAAUAUAACAGGCCAGGUAAAUGCCUGGGGUAAAAGCUUUGGCCAGAGUGAAGAAAAGAAGAACGUUUCAACCUAACUACUUAUCUCAUCUGUUAUACACAUUUAAAGGACAGAACAGUCCUUUAAACUGGAAAUUCUUCAAAUGUUUUGCAUAUAAGACAUUCUUUACACUUUCAUUAAAAGUGAAGCUAUAAAUCUUA